Messenger RNA from Cylicocyclus nassatus, 3690 nucleotides. The record is from the annotation of a GenBank genome assembly. NCBI's taxonomy places the organism in Eukaryota, Metazoa, Nematoda, Chromadorea, Rhabditida, Strongylidae.
UUUUUAGACUUAUGGGUAGACGGCGAAGUGGUCGAAAGAAUGCGAAAUCGAGAGAACAUCUUCUCAAGGACCAGAAUGCGAAUAUUCCUGUAGUACCCGACACUUGUAGCGAAGAGAUGCACGUGGACAACACGCAAUCAAGCGCCACCUCCGAUUCGUCGUGUACUCUCAUAGAGUCUACAGAAGAUAAUUAUCUAAGCAGAUGCAGCCAUCUCGACUGUUUGGGCCGUUUAUCACGUGAAAAGAUCCGUUCAGCUUCCUCACUGUCAAAUUGCUGCCUGUGUGCUCGUCGUGAUAUGAAAGUGGCUGCACGAUGGCUAUGCCUUCACAAUGAUUGUCUUUCCAAUGUUAACAUGACAGUUUUAUGCGGUUCCAAACCAGGCGAGCAAUGUCACGCCACUGCGCAUUACGAGGCAAGUCCAGCACAUUGCAUUCUUUGGAACUUGAGGAAUAGCCGUUUAUACUGCAUGCGGUGUGCAGCUGAAGUGUACAAGGAUGCAAAUUAUCCUCCUCUUGAUGCUGAGGUCCGACAAGCAUUGAUGCCUCUGAAAAGGACACGUCAUCAAUCCUCGAAUGCGCCAUCUCAGGAGGUGAUUGCCAAUAAGAAGGAGAUACCGCGCCGUAGACCAGAACCAGUCAAAACUCGUGGAAGAUGCAUAGAGAGCUUUGCGGUUGUGAAUCGGCCGUUGGCCAAGGACAUGGAGGAUGGCUUUGAUUUUGAUUUCCCAAAAGGAUUAACUGGGCUGUACAAUCUCGGCAAUACAUGCUACUUUAAUGCGGCUAUUCAAGUGUUAUCGAACUGCCCUCCGUUUUCGGAUUAUUUCCGAGAUAAGGGUGAUCUUCGUCCUUACGCAACUAGAGAACCUUUGGUGUCAAACACGAUGGCUUUGCUUAUCCAGAAGUUAUGGAGCGCGCAGCGGGAGCCUGCCGUGUUCCCCAAGGCCUUGUUGACCCGUGUGCGAGACAAUUUUCCCCAGUUCCGUGGAUGGAAUCAACAAGAUGCUCAGGAACUUAUACGCUGUCUUCUUGAACUUAUUCACAGUGAGCUCGGUCAACCUGUAUACCCGCAUGAAGACUACUCUGCAUUUGCACCCAAAACUUUGGAACGGCACAGCUCAGCCAGUUCAAACAGCAGCGAUCAAUUCGAAACAGCAGACAGCGGCUGGAGUUCAGAUGGAGACACCACAUGCACUUCCACAGACUCUCAUGGGAGCUGUUCAGAAAAAACUGAGAAAUCCAAAACAGCCAAUGUACCAGUGCGGUGGCGGUCGAUUGUUACGGAUGUUUUCGAUGGAUCCAUUGAAAGCAGCGUCACUUGCCUUACAUGCAAAACUGUGUCAACAACUACGGAGACUUUCCAAGAUCUGUCCCUACCAAUUCCAUCGUCCGAGCACUUGUCACGAAUAAGGCAACGCACUCCGAGUGAAGCGGAUGAAGAAGGCGGCUUGAAUAGCGACUCAAAUGGAGGAUACGGGUGGAUCCCGUGGUUUUCAUGGCUGCGUUCCUUCAGCAGCGUUUUCGUAACUCCGUCUGUCUCAUUAGAGGACUGCUUGUCUGCUUUUUUCUCCCCAGAUCGGUUGGUUGGCGACGAUAUGUACUCUUGCGAUCGAUGUAAGAAGCUGAGAAAUGGUGUGAAAACCUGUCGUAUAAGUCGACUUCCCGAAGUGUUGUGUAUUCACAUCAAGCGUUUCAGACACGACUCUUACUGCAGCUCAAAGGUGUCUACCCGAGUUUCGUUCCCGCUUGUUGAACUAGAUCUAUCGCCUUUUUCCUCAACGUCCGAAAAAGUUCCUCUUUACGAUUUGACUGGUUUUAUUACUCACGAAGGAAGCGGAGCUGACAGUGGCCAUUAUCUAGCAUAUUGUCGAAAUGAAGUGGACGGUAACUGGUACGAGUAUGAUGACAGCACUUUAACGAAGCUUGACUCAGCUCAUGUGCUCACAAAGGAAGCGUACGUACUCUUGUAUCAGAAACGACCAACGCCUUCUGUUGAAGCUGCCCGAAAUAAAACCAUGGAGAUGAUAUCCGCAGAACAGAUUGUGAAGGCACCAUCAAAGAGCCAGCUUUACAUAUCAUCCGAAUGGUUGCUAAAGCUUAGCACCUUCUCGGAUCCUGGACCGGUGACAAACUACUCAUUCCUUUGUCGUCAUGGUCAUCUACUACCACGUCGAGUUGAUCACAUCUCCAAUCUAUGCACUCCCGUUCCGGCAGUACUUGGACACUAUUUGCUCAACAAAUUUGGAGGAGGCCCUGCUGUGAGCGAACUGCACUACUGUCUAGUUUGUGACAAACACUGGCGCUGGCUUCAAGAGAAAAGAGCAGUAGAGCAGACGAGAUUCCGACAGCUUGAAGAAGCAGUUCGAGCCACGUUGUUUGUCGGAGCUGUUGAUGCACUUUACUCGGGACAUUUGCCACCAUCGCUAAUCAAUCGGACGUGGUUCCAAAAUUGGGAAAAAUUCAUCAGUCAGCCCUGUAGUGAGCCCCCUGGACCCAUUGACAAUACCGUUUUGUUAUACAAAGCUGCUGAUGGGACCGAUCGACUGAAGCCGCGAUCCAAUUUCAUGCGCAUUGAGAGAGAACUUUAUCUGUUCUUGAAAACAAUAUAUGGAGGUGGUCCUGAGGUUUUCCUCACUGAUCAGCCACAGUGGAGUGAAGCAGAGCUUCGAGACGUGCUCGCUUCCAUAGAAGAAAAGCUAUGGGCGGCGAAUGCAAGAUUGAAGAAGCAGGUCACAAGCAGUUUGUAGCUUCGUCCACAAUCCAGCGCAUUCAUACUUUCUUUCUAAAUCCUCAUCCCUUGAUUUUUACUUCGACACCCGUACACAAGGGUCAUUCACUACCUCGUAUAACUUGUGUGUGUCCUACCUUUUCUAUCGGUUGUUUUAGUCAUUUCUACACAAGCGGAGUCAGCGCUAGUCAAAUCACAUAGAGACUCCCCUUUAUUGCGUACAAGCCAUAAGCUUGCGUGCUGUUGUGUUUUAAUGAUGUUUUAUGUUUGACGCAAAUAUUUCGGGUUAUCUGUAGUGAUUUUGAAUUGCUUCCUAAUGUUCACAUUAUUUAUUGAAAAGGGGUAUCUGUGCGAAAUUCGCUAGUGAUUUUAAUCGUUUUAUGGUUUUAUGUGACAAAUCUCCUUUUGGUAUUCGAUGCGCUAACUUUAACUAAUCGAGUUCUUUGUUCCUUCAUGUAGUUUGCCGUGCGUGUGGUGUAGGUGUGUUGAGCAGAUUGGGUGGUACCAUUUUGUCUCACUCGUUCACGAUUGUUGUCGUUGAGCAGCUAACUCUACUUAACUGAUGUUUCUGCAUUCUUUAAUGCGAAAUCAAGUGUUUCAGGCAGACUUUUUAUUUACAGCUUCGGUGUUUUAUGUUGAGUCAUUCCGAACGACCUUUGUACGAAAUGUCUGCACGAGAUUUGUCAAGAAUUUUAUGCAACGUCUCAACAUAUACUUUCACAUGAUGAUAUGUCAAAUACAGGUGUUUUGGAUAUUUAUGUCUUGUGUUUUUGCGUCUAGAAACAUUAGUGGUUCAAAAAGUGUGGCUUGUUUCUUGUUCUUUUCUUCGAAUUGCGGGACGCAUGCCCUUUUGAAUGUGCCAAAUUCCUCCCCAAUGUUUGGUGAGGCUACAGCUCUUUCUUUUGUAACUCAAUAACAUUCAAGGCAGUGAUUAUGCCACACUGUUGGCUUCAUUCGGCGUUUGA